Messenger RNA from Arctia plantaginis, 8925 nucleotides. The record is from the annotation of a GenBank genome assembly. Lineage: Eukaryota; Metazoa; Arthropoda; Insecta; Lepidoptera; Erebidae.
AUGUCGGACAAUAAAAACAAUAAUCCUCCUGAAAGGAGGCAAUUGGAUAUUACUGACAGCAAUAUAGCAUUAUCUACCGAAACAUCUCAACGUAUGUCCUCAACUUCUGAAAGACAAAUUAAGUUUGAGCGCGCACAGAGGUGCCUUGAAAAUGCUGCGCUUGUUUCCAAAAGGAUUAAGGAACAUCGAAAAGCAACUGCCGAGUUAUUGGGAAGGCCUUUUGAAGAGGAUGAUGGCGACACAGCAUCUGAACUGGCUUCCACCAUGAGUGAGAAAACCGGAUACUCCGCAGCAACUGACACUUCCACCACACUGUCCGUCCAGGAUGCUUUGAAUAUUCCUGGUAUUAGUGAAAGUUUAGCAAACACAUUGAAGCAGAAGGAAUUAUUGAUGGAAAGAAUAAAGCAGUAUAAAGAAAUAAGUAAAAGACCAAUGACAAAACCUUCAGUUCAAACAGUUCGCAGAGAAUCAGCCAUAGACACCAAGAUAGAACAAAAAAAGAUAGAAGAUAAAGUUGAUGUAACACAACUUUUACAUACAAUCAAAGAAAAAGAUAACUCUCUAAAUGUGAUACAAGGCAAGAUGAAAGCAAUGGAAACUACUAUACUGGACCUACAAGAAAAGUUAAAUGAAAAAGAUCAAAUCAUUGAAGCCAAAAAUAAAGCGAUUACUCUUAUGUCUGAUAGUUUGAGUAAAAAAGAAAAAGAUUCUUUAAUAUUACUGGAAGAUACAAGGCAACAAAUGACUAAGAUGCAAGAAAAUUUUAUUGCCAUGGAAAGUGAGUGGAAGGAAGAAAAAUUACAAUUAUUAAAAGAAAUUGAAGUGAGGGAUGAAAAAAUUAGUAGUUUAGAAGAGGCGUAUUCUAUUCUAGAAUCUUCAAGGUUUGAAAUUAGUGCAUCCCAUUCUAAAUUAUCCGAAGAACUGGAAGCAAAGAAUGUAGAAAUAUUAAAAUUAGAAGAAAAGAUUGAAAGUUUAUUACAAAAAUCAAAAGAAGAAGCUAGUCUCAAAGAAAAAGAUGAUGUUGAAGAAGAGAAAGGUUCUCUGGAAAUAGCUGGCAUGGCUGAGUUAACUAAGAAAAUUGAAUUAUUGGAGCAAUUAAACUGCCAGAUUAGACAAACAAACAAGGAACUUGAAAAUAAGCUAGCGAAUGUAAACACUGAAAAUAAGACACAGAGUGCUAGUGCUGCAGGUAAAAAGGGAAGCCCACUGCCCGUGCGCAAGGGUAGGAACACUGCAUUGAAGUCAAAAUCACCUUGGAGUCAACUAUCUUCAGAGUCUUUACCACAAGAAACAGAUAAAAAGGCUGCAAAAAGUGAAAUUGCGAGACUCGAAAUGUUAGUACAAUCCCUCAAUAAAGAUAUCCUUGAAAAAGAAUAUGUAAUAUCUCAGAAGGAAACAUUAAUUAAAGAACUAAAAACUGCGUCCUUUACAACAGAAUCAAAGGAUACUAUUGAAAUUGGUGUGUGCACUGAUUUUGUAGAAGACAGUAAAAACUUACAACAUACACAUGCUAAAAAUCAAGAAUCGGAUUUGGAAUCAAGUCCUUUUGAUGAAACUCAAUCAGAAAUAGUUAAGGAUCUACAUGAGAAAUUAAAUGCUGCAGAAGAGCAGAUUGAAACACUCCGAAAAGAUAUAGAGGCAGCUAACUUGAAUAUGAUCAAAGUAAAAUCUGCACAUAAAUCAAAAGUAAAAGAGUUACAGAAAACUAUUGACGGUUUUGGUAAAGUGUCUGAUUCAAAUGCUGAAAUGCUUAAGACUCACGAGCUUCAAAAUGAGCUGCAACAGCUUACACGUAAAGUUGCUGUUCUAGAAGAAGAAAAGGGUAACCUACAAUUGGAUCUUGUAGAUUACGCCAGUAACAGAUUAACUGAAUCAGACAUGUGUAUAAAAUUGAAGGAAUCAGAAAGUUUAGCAGAAACAAGACUUAAAGCGAUAAGCGUUCUGGAGGCGCAGAAAUUUGAUUUGGUUCAAGAGUUGCAUGUGUUACAACAAAAGAAUAUGGAUAUGGAAGACAAACUAGCAGAUAUAUCGCAACUUCAGAGUGAGCAUGUUUGUACUGAGAUGAAGUCUGUACAAAUGGAAGAACAAAUUGAUGGCCUUAUAUCUGCAAGAAAAGAAUUAGAACUAGUCAUAGAAAAUUUGAAAUUGGACAAAGAGCACCUAAAUGAAACAAUAAAAGGUCUUCAAGAUGAGAAAUCUGAAUUAACACAGAAACUAGAAAAUUACAUACAAGAAAAUAUUGAGUUAACUGACAAGCUGGAAAAAUUAAGUGCUGAAAAAGUAAGCUCAGCAGAAUCUAUUGAAAUUGUUGAAUCAUUAACCACACAAGAAAAGCUUGAACUUGAAGAAUAUAACAAAGGCAUUUUUGUUGGUAAGGCUGACGAACAUACAGAUGAGAAUAUUUCCUCGCAAAAUGACAAAAAUAUAGACAGUUUAAUUGAACAAAGAGAAGAAUUAAACAAAAAAAUUGAAUUAUUUACUCAAGAAAGGGAAGAAGUUAUGGAGAAAAUGUCUAAAAUCAAAGACGAAAAUGAAUCGUUGCUCUCUAAAAUCGCCGAAUUAAAUGAACAAAGUAGUAUUUUACAAAGAAGCAUAGAAGGGCUUAGUAAUGAAAAAAAUCUGUUGCAGAACCUCAACCAAGAUCUUUUGCAACAGAUUGAAGACCUUAAACGAGAAAGAAUUGACAUCAUGAAAGAAACUGCCGAAAUUGCCAAGCCGACGGAAGAGGUAUCCGAUGGAGUACCUGUUGAGGUACAACAUGACGACAAAACAUCAACCGAUAAAGGAGCUAAGGGAGCCAAAACAGUUAAACAGUUAACGAAAGAAAUACUGAAACUUAAGAAUACAAUAAAAGAAAGAGAAGAUGAAAUUGCUGAUUGCCAAAUGAAAAUUCUUUCUCUAGAAGAACAACAACAGAAGCAGUCUGAAUCAUUGCAGACCAGUGCAUCAAAUGAAAACAAAAUAAAAUCAUUAGCAGAAGAGAACAAUCACCUUAAGCAAGAAUUACAAAAUGCAAAGAAAGAUAGAGAAGCUGAACAUAACUUACUUCAAUUAAAGCAAUCUCACGAUAUGUUACAGCAAGAAUUACAAAAAGUUCAUCAGGAAUAUUCUAUUUCGGUAAAUUCACGUGACGCCAGAAUAAAUGAAUUAGAAAACGUAUUGUUGGAGUAUGAAAAGCAAAUGUUUAACUAUGGCAACAGUCUUCAACAAAAAGACAAGGAAAUUUCUGAAUAUAUUAAUCAAAUAACCAAGUUAAAUGAUGUUUCUCAAAAACUGAAAUCUACCAUUGAAUUACUUGAAGAAGAAAAAGCAAAAGAUCAAAAUGGUGAACUUGUGAAAACUCUAAACAAACAAAUAGCAGCUUAUCAGAAAAAGCUAUUGGAAAAUGAAGAAAAACUUAAGGUUCUGGAAGAAGAAAAAAUGCAGUUGCACAUUAUAAAAAGUGAAUUAGUAAAUAAAAAUACUAAUCUUGAAGCUGAGUUAGCAAUACUAAAAGAAACCUUUUCUGAAAAGCAAAUUAUGAUUAAAGAAUUACAAGCGUUACAACAAAAGCACACUGAAGAAAUGUCUGCUAAACAAUUAGAAACUGUUGAGCGUGAUGAGGAAAUUCACGAAAUUAAGUUACAGUUGAGAAAAGAAUCAAUUGAAAAUGAAAAACUUCAUAAUAGUGUAUCUGAAAAGGAAAAGAAAAUAAAUGAUUUGUUCAAAGAAUUAGAUGAAACUAAAGAAAAAGUAAUUGAAUUAUCUAACGAGAAAAAUCAGUCUUCUGACCAAUUUAUUGCAUUAGAAACUAAAAAUAAAGAACUUUUGGAGAAACUUAAAAAGUUGGCUAUCAGUAUAAAAAAGAAAGCAAUAAUACACGCUGAACUAGAAGCAAAUUAUGGCGAAUGUCAAAACCAGCUAACAACAAAACAAGAACAAAUGGAUCAGUUGCUUAUACAAGUAGAGACACUCCCUGCACUGCAAGAUAAAUUAAAACAUGCUGAUGAGGAAAUAAAUAGAUUGCAAUCACAAAAAGUAACAAUAGAACAGCAAAGAGUUCAAGACCUAAACCAUUUACACAGUGAAAUGAAAUCUUUACAAGAAAAAUUCUUCCUGUCGUCAAAAGAAAUAUCACAGCUGACUGAUUCCUUGAAUACAUUACACAAAGAAUUGCUCUUUAGCCGUGACGAAAAUGAACACCUUAAGGCGCAGCUUGAUUCAUUAAAUAAGAAGUUAGUUGAGCAUGAAAUAGAACAAAAGAAUAAUAUGAAUUUAAUAACUAAAAUAUCCAGCUUAGAAGCUGACAUUAAUCAGAAACAAAGCCAAAUAUCUGAAUUACUUAGUAAAAUUGAACAUCUUGAACAUCAACAGACUCAGGCGCAAUACGGCUACGAUGCCAAGGUUCAAGAACGAGAUCUGUUUAUUGAAAACUUGGAAGCUGAAACGAGCAAGUAUAAGAAUCGUAUUUGUCGACUGGAAGAAAGUAUAUCUGUUAUGGAGGAUCGAAGACACUCCCUUGAACGUAAAGCUGAUCAGUUAGGUAAUCAGUUACAAGAAAAACAAAAAGCCUAUACUGAAUAUAGUAGUCAGGAGGAUGAACUAGUGACUAGGUUAGCUGCACUUAUGGAUCAUGACAGAAUACUGGAAAAACAACUUUUUGAAAUUGAAAAUGAAAAUAAAGAAUUGCAAUAUAAAGUUCACCACUUAAAUGAAGACAAUCAAAAGCUGAGAAAAUCUCUUUCGGAUAUGCAAGAACACUAUAACGUUUUACUCGAUAAAGCAAACAAAUUCGAUUCUGCUGAAUCUGAAAUCUCUAAAUAUGAGGUUCAGCUUCGAGAUCUUGAAGCAAAUUUCAAAAGGGUUACUCAUGAACAUCAAUCAUUGAUAAUGAAAAAGAAACAGGAAAUUGAAGAAUUAGAGGCUGAAUUUAAUACACAAAUCGAAAACGCCUUUAAGGAAAAGAAAAUCCUUAGUGAGAAGUAUGAAAAAGUUAAUGAAUAUGUUUCUCAGUUGGAAGCUAAACUACAGGAAUAUAAGACGAAUAUUGAAACCUUAAAUCUAAAUGCUAAUGAACUUAGUAGACUAAAUCAAGAACUAAAUGAAAAGUGUUCUAACAAACAUAAUAUUGUGACACCUGAUUACACAGAACAAUAUAUAUGUGAAAUAAAUAGGUUAAAUUCUAUAGUUAGCAGCAAGAGUGAUGAGAUCUAUGAGCUCAAAAACAAAAUACAAAGUCACCAGACUAAUAAUGUUGCUGUAGUAUCAGACUUUGAGAGCAAAAUAUCAGAGAUGGCCAUCAGGAUGAGAGAGAAACAUGCAGAAGUGGAGAAAUUAACUCUAGAAUUAAGUUCAUUACAGCAGGAUAAUGUACAACUACAUAAUGCGUUAGCCACCAAAGACCAACAGAUUAAAGAAUUGUCAGAUAACAAGAAAUUAACCUUUGAAAUGAAUAUUCCUAAAACAGAAGGCAUGUUGAUUUCUUCUACUAUAGAACCAUUAAACGAUGGGAAUAUUGAUGUAUCCUCUAUUGAUUCACAAAUAGUUUCUGGUAUAACAGAACCCUCUUUGGAAAAAAAACAUAGCACCAAAAAAGUUCAAGAAUCUUUAGUAAAACAAUCUCCAAGUGGACAAAUUGAGGAACCCUUAAUUUCUCCUAAAAAAGCGUAUAUUUGCUAUACAAAUGAAGAUGAUAAUGCUCCUGUCGAAACAGAUCCUUUUAAUUCAGAUGAAGGUUGGGGCUUAGGGGAAAAUGAGGAAAUCGGAGAAGUUACACCUGGUUUCUCACACCUUAACAAUCAAAUAGAACAACUUAAAAAAGAAAACGAUACUCUGAAAGGCGAACUUCAGACAAAUAAUAUUAAAUUGUUGAAAGCGUUGAAGAAGUUAAAAGAGUUAAAAGCUACCAAUGAUAUGUUAACUAAUGAACUUAAAAUAGUGAAACAAAUGUCUCAAAGUGCCUUCUUUGACAAUGCUAUAGAAGAUGAAUUGCGAUUAAAUAUAACUGAAUUAGAAAAGAAAAUUGAGGAGCUAAAUGUAGAGCUUGCUAAAGAAAAGCGAGAUAAAGAGUCACUGCGAAAACAAAACGAAGUCUUCCAUAAUGCCAAUGAUAGAUUAACUGAAAUCAAAGAGAAAUUAGAUACUGAAAUACACGUAUGGAAAUUUAAAUUUAAAGAAGCCAAUGAUAAAAUUUCUACUUUGCAAUGGGGUGGAGAAAGUAGAGAACCCACUGAGUUACGUCAAUCACACCUUUCUACAAUGGAUGAGAGCAAAUUCAAAGAUGAACUUAACAAGGUCGAAAAGGAAAAUGAAGAAUUGCAUGCAAUGGUUGAUCAGUUAAAUACUUUAACUCAAGAACUCCAGUCUCGGGAAACACUACUACAAAAUAAAAUAACUAGUCUUAAUGAACAAGUACAACAACACAAAGGAACUUGUGAAAACUGCCUUUUACUUCAAAAUCAAAUUGAAGAUCUAAAUAAAACUAAAAAUGAAUUAAGGAAAAAUAACGGUUUGUUAACUGAAAAGUUACAAAAUGUGGAAAUGCUAUAUAAAGAGCAAUUAGAAAAAUAUCAUAGCUUAGAAGCUCAUUAUGAAACCAUGGCAAAACAACUUGAACAGCAGAAAUCAGAACUAUUCCAUAGUAGUAAAUUUGAGGAAAUUCAAGUUAAAGUAAAGCAAUUAGAGAAUGAUAAAUUAGAAUUAUUGGACAUAAAUAGUGCAUUACAAAAAGAACUAGCUGAACAUAAUGAAACUAAAACUAACAGCCUAGAAUUAUUAGAAAAAAAUAAUAAGUUAGAAGAAGUGUUGUUAUGUCAAGAAAAUGAACGUACAGAAUUAAUAGACAAAAUUAAUUCCUUACAAGAAGAGGUAAGAAAAUUGCAUGAACAUGAGGGUCGGAAUGUAGAAUUACUUGAUAAUAACAUUAAAUUAGAAGAAAAAGUCCUGGAACUAAACAAGUUACAAUCUGAAGCCCAAUCACACAUAUUAUCUUUAGUUUCUGAAUUAGAAAAUACUAAAUCUAAAAUAAACUUACACAAGUUGGAAGAAAUAAAUCCAAACAUUCAAAAUGCCGAUAACUUCGCAUUAGUGGAAAAGUGUAGUGCUAUGGAGCAACACCUUCUGCAGUUUCAACAUAAUUUAGAGGCAGCCAAUUCCAACAUAUUGCAAUUACAGUCUGAAAACCAUGAAUUAACAUUAAAUUCCAAACAAUAUUUAGAACAAAUAAAUGAACUCAAUUUAAAAAUACAAAACUUGAAUUCUGAAAAUGAUAACUUGUUAUCCACUGUUACUGAAUUACGUUCUUCAGUAUCGAGCGCUAUCGAUCAGCGUGGUUUUGAGAUAGCAGAACUAUGGAAACAACAUUUAGCCCAAAGAGAAUCUGAGUUCGAAAAAAUUGAAACCGAUCUAAGGGCAGAAUUAAGUGCUUCAGAAGUUAAAUAUGAACAGUUACUUGAAAACGUACAGUCAGCCAGCCAAGAAGAAACAAACAAAUUGGUAAUAAUGGAACAAUUGAACUCAUUGCAAAAAAAAGUAGAAGACAAAGAAGAGCAUAUACGCAGCUUACAAACUAAAUACGCUGAAACUAUGAAUCAAAUGGACAUAUUCCGUUCAGAAAUGGAAGAUGAAAGAGUGGCACAUGAAAAUAAAUUACUUGAACAACAAGAGGAAUAUGAAAAGAUGAUUCAAGAACUCACAGUGAAAAAUUAUAAACAUUCUGAAACUUAUGAAGAAACAUUCAAAGGUGUUCAAAAUGAGUUAUUGAUGUACAAAACUAAAAAUGAUGAAUUGAAUCAAUUAAUUGAAGAUUUACACCGUAAGUUGGAAAAUCUAGAAGGUAAUGUUACCGAUUUGACUAAGGAGCUAAGAACUAAGGAGAGUGAAAUAUAUCAAAAAACCCACGAUUAUACCAUUGCAUUAGCAGAACGUAAUGAAGAAUUUGAGCAUGUUCGGAAACAACUUAUUGAUUACGAAAAGAAAAUAGAAGAAUUGACAUACGAAAAGGAAUCCGAACUAGCUGUUCUUAGGUUAAAAAUGCAUGAGAACGAAACUCACUAUCAAAGCGAUAACAAUAAAGCGAAAGCAGAAAAAACAAGCUUAUUAGAGGCACUAAAUGCCAAAAUAAUAGAAUGUACAAAUCUCAAUAAACAAAUAGUUGAUUUAAAUCAAGAGUUAAAGACCCAUGCAUCAAAAGCUGCAGAAAUGGAAGCGGCUUUAGAGAGUCAGGAAAUCGAAAUAGUUGGUCUUAAAGAUGAAAUAAUGAGUUUACAGAGUUCGAUGCGGACUUCAAGCGGAAAAAUCCAGAAACACGUAUCUUUUGCAUCUGAUACCAAACUUGGUAGUGACAACAACAAAUCUGACUUAAACAAAGAUCUUCUCGACGCUGUGCCCAGAGCUGAGUUAGACUUAGCGUUAUACAUGUUACAUCAAAGAGACGUUCGAUGUGAAGAAUUGACGAUGGAGCUAACACAACUGUUGGAGGAGAGAGACACGUUACAGUUACGUUUAUCAGAUAGUUUGCGUUUGAAUGAAGAGUUAAAGAUGAAAUUAAAACUUGGUGGUUUGGAUGUGUCGUUAGAAUCUAGUCAAGAGACAAUAUCAGAGUUGCCCAGUUUUACAGUGGAGAAAGAAUUUAUUGAUAUACAUCGCGGUCAGACAUCACGUAGCAACAGCAUAAGCGAUCCCGACUCAGAAAAGCCGAAAUUGCAAGCUAAGUUGACGGAGUUACGCAGUGUGAAACAUAGUCGAGACGUGCGACUCCGACAGGACAGUGAACAGCGGCAACUAGACUUACGGCUACUGCAGCGAGACGUCGCCAAUCUCCCACCGGAAGCCGUCGACCAGCUUGCCCAGGCGCACCACACCUUAUCUCGGGAUUCACAAAGCACGCCCACUGUUCUGCUAAACUGGCUCCGAGGGAAAAGUACACCAAAAGUAGUGCAUAUGUGA